AUGGAUCAGACUAUAAAUAGAAACACAUUAAGAAGAUUACAUAUUGGUGGAUUAUCUUCAGAAGUAACAGUAGAUGAAUUAAAAGAAAAAUUCAAUAGUUUUGGUACAAUUCAAGAUGUAGAAAUAAAGACUAAGAAAGAUGUCUAUGGGGAAGAUUUUAAUACCUUUGCCUAUAUUAAUAUCAUAAGUGAUGAAUCAGCCUUGAAUAAAUGUUUUAGUAUUUUCAACAAGGCUAAAUGGAAGGGGCGUUCUUUGCAAAUUCACCUGGCUAAAGAACAUUUUUUAAAAAGAUUAGAUGAAGAAAGAAACUAUCCAAUUGUUCCAGUUGUAAAGAAAGUUAAAACCAAUUUUCACAAUCCUUUAGCUCUUUUACCAGAAAUAGAAGAUUUUAACAUGAAAGGAAAAGUUCCGGGUACUCCAAUUCCAGGUGAAAAGAAAUGGGUAGUUGGUAAAUAUGGAAGAAUAUUACCCAUAGUAAAUGUUAGAAAUAGAUCUUUGAAUAAGUGUAUAUAUUACGAUCCAUCCAAAUAUUGUCAUAACCUGAAGAAAUUGAAAGAGGAAGAAGAAAGUGAAAGAGUUAUAGAUAUUGAAGAAUUAACGUGGAAAGUUGAAACAGAUACUAACAAUAGUUCAUCAAAACGAAGAUGUGGAGAUUUUUCUGAAUUCGAAAGUUAUGUCCCUAAACGUGUUAAACUAAAUGAAGAUUAUUGGAGUGAUGAAAUGCAAGAAAAAAUGGAGGAACUACGAAGAAGAUAUUUGGAAAAAAAUUCUGAAGAAAUUCCUCGAAAGUUUGAAGAUGAUAUUGAAAUUGUAAAAAGUAGGAAAACUGUUUCUAGUGAAUAUCACAUUCCUAAAACAGACUUUAUUUAUGAUUCGGAUGAACAGCUCUCUAAUGAUGAAGAGCAAUUUCAGCAUUUAUC
Molecule: messenger RNA, 920 nt
Organism: Lottia gigantea (owl limpet)
Lineage: Eukaryota; Metazoa; Mollusca; Gastropoda; Lottiidae
Exons: 6
Molecular function (GO): RNA binding
Source: RefSeq, a predicted model, not a curated record